AGACCACAGCUAACAUGAGCUGCUACAUUACAGAGCUAGUCAGAGGCAUAAAUAUGCCAGCGCAGCCAGCGCGCGCAGCGCAGGCUAGGCCAUCGCACGGCGUAUACCGUACUACUCCACAUACGCAGUCGUCGACUUCAAAUCCCAGGCCAGUUUUGCGUUCCUUGUUCUAAUUGAAUAAUUCUGAAGACUAUUUAAUUGAUAUUUUGAAAUCAUGGAUUUUUAUCAUCUAUUGAGGAGGUCUGCGUCACAAGCUAGACGGACUGUACAUAGGAAUAUGGCUACACAAACCAAUGCUACUGUGACACAAAUUUCCAAACAUCUAGAGGUUCACCAGUACCACCCAGAUACAAUAGAUUCUAGAGGACCUAGACCAACUGUGGUAUUCCUUCCAUGGAUGAACGCGACCCAAUCACAAGCAAAUCGCUACCGUGAGCUGUAUGCCACCAGAGGCUUCAACGUCCUGACUGUUUGGGGAAGUCUAUCAUAUUUCCUGUGGCCACAGUGGGCAAUGCCGCUGGCCACAGAGCUGGCCGACUUCCUCAAGGACGAAACCAGAGGACCGCUUCUUGUUCAUAGUAUGUCUGUAGGUGCGUACCUCUACGCAGUCACUCUGUCCGUCAUUUCAGACAACCCUGACAAGUACAGCAGUCUUGUCUCGAGGGUCAAAGGUCAUGUGUACGAUAGCAUUGUAGUUGGAACUCUUGAAGAGAUGGCAAGGGGUGUUGGUUUGAUCGUUGCACCGAAGAGCACCAUCCUGCAGCAGGCUAUUAGCCGAUCGUGUCUGCUGUAUUUCGCUGCCACCAAGCAACACACUGUCCUACCGUACAACAGGUUCAUCGACGUGGUACACAACUCGCCUUUCAAGACUCCCAAGCUGUGUUUCUACUCUCGCAACGAUGUGAUGUGCCUUCCAGAAGCAAUGGAGAGAUUGAUGAACCAUUGGAGGAAUGACUAUGGUCUUGAUGUCACGGCCAUGGCUUGGGAAAACUCACCUCAUGCCUCGCAUCUGAGAACCGAUCCAGAAACCUACAAUUCACUCCUUAAUGAAUUCCUCAAAAAGGUGGGCUUAGAUAAGCUACCUUUGAAUUUAUCCUCAAAACUCUGAUUCAAAAGGAAAUUAAAACCACCCUCUGUUGCUAACUGAAAUUGUAUUUAGAGAGAAAAUCUCACGAACUUUGGUUGUCUUUAACAAUUCACAAUGUGAAUUAUUUACAUCUCUUAUAUAUACAUUUUAGAGCUGAUAUUGGUUGUGUAAAAGCCUUGAUACAAUCAUUGCCCUUGUGAGGUCAUUGUCAUUGAGAUUGUGAUACAACACUUGGGUAUAUUGUCUUAUUUGUCUUCAGAAUUAGAUUGUCUGUUUAUCUGUCUGUUCAGUGUAAUCUUCAAAUAGUUAAUAAGAUACCAUCGUCCAUUUACAUUGUUUGUGUUAUCAAUUUAAAGCCUGUCUAAAGUAUUGGUAAAGGGUCAGUUAUGUGUUGAGUGUUAAUGAACAACAAAAGCGUAGUAGUUUUUGAUUUGCAUGGUUUUCCCAUUGAUUUCUAAAUACGUCAUUUUUCCAACUGUUGGGAUUUAAUCUAGCGCCCUCCUCUCUUGUUUUUUUAAUUUAAUCAAAAGUAUUUAAAAUAGCCAUACAAGCACCUUACAUAUUUACUAAUAUAUUAAAAUGUAGUGACAAUGGUCAUAUCCUUAACUUGUCUUAUGCCAUCAACAGUGCUUUGUAUCCUCUGGAAAAAGCACUAUAUAUUGUUAUUAUUAAAUUGUCAGCCCAUUUCUUGCUUGAGAAGGUACUUUGUAUAAUGGAGACAAAACAUUGUAGAUAUUGCAUUUCAAUUGGGCACUGAGUCAAAUUAGAUAUUGAUGUAAAAAUCAGGAGAUUUAUCCAAUUAAACAUGUGUUUAGUUUAUAUAUCAUUCACAGCACAGACCAUUCUGGGCCCCGUCUUACAAAGAGUUAAGAUUGAUCCAAUCAAUCGUAACUCUGGAAAUCCAUCAGGGUUAUGUUUUCUACAGGUUAUUUGCACAAUGAAAAAAAAAAAAUGUUGAAGUAGAUUUUACUGGAUGGGGGAAAAAAUAGGCCCAACUUUCUGUAUCCUUUUUCCCCAAAUUGGGCCACGCACAAACCAGUCAAUAUAUGAUAUAUGCUUUUGCAUUUUAAACCUGUCACUACCUCAAACUAGCUAAUGUAGAAUAUUUUGAUACGGUAUGCACAAUAUUUAUUUAUGAGACUCAUAUAUGUAGCUCAAGGGCUAUUUAUUUUGUUCUUUUUCAUUCAUUUUCUUUCAGGGAAAUAAUUUGGCAAUGAGUUCCAUAUUUUCAGCAGGGUUUUAUUUUUACUUGAUCCUCAAUUAAAGGUCUCCUCUUCAAUUCUGACCCAAUGCUGCUGGUGAGGAUUGAAAAAUAGUGCAAUUAUUGACAAUCAUGCUCUCCUGCUUAUGAAAAAACCAUUUACUCAAUAAAUUAACAUGUGUACCUGUUAAUGCUAUGAUUAUUUUAUGGCAUUGGUUUCAGGAAGUUACCAUUGUGUAUUCACUGCAUUCAAUGUGCUAAGGUAUUGUUUCGACAGGCUUAAUUGGCCCUCCCAAAAUAUUAUUAUUCAUACUACAAGUUGUAUUUAGUGAUCCAUUUUCCAGGCACCUGCGCGGCUGGCCAUGCCAGGUAAUUGGAUCGCCCACAUAUUUCUGAUAGGAAUAUUCAUGUUUUGGGCGGGACCCAAGUCUUGCCAUGAUAUUAAAAGGCGCUCGUUCCAUUAUUCAUGUAUUGAACAUAAUUCAGAAUGAAUGUAGUUUGAUGAUUAUUUAAAACUGCAUUAUUUUCAAAAAAAGUGGUGUGAACAGUGAGCCAAAUAAUAAAUUCAUAAACGGCGCCCUAUAAUUAUAUGUAUGUUAUUGUGUAAAGUAGAAUGAAGUUUCUAUGUUAUCUGGUGCGGUUGCGAUAAUUUCUAAAAGAUAUACUGUGUACACUAUAUAUCUAUAUACAUGUAUAUAUAUAUAUUUUUAUUAGUAGAGUCAGAGCAUUAUAUUUUGCCUUGGUUUAAGAUAAUAAUGUGUAUAUAUUUACAGAGUAUCUUCUAUCUGAAAUUAAAUUUAAUGAAAUACAAAUUUGUGCAGACUUUAGAAAACAGCUAGUCGCACACACCCAGGUGAAAUUGAUAUUUGAAAUACUUAAUUUAUCAAUUGCAUAUUUUGCAGUUAAUUUUGAAUGAGUGACUUAUACCUUGGUCACAUUUGCUCUACGGCGGCCGUACGGCGAGUCAAAAACAGCCGUUUUAUUAAUUGUAAUUCAAACCAUCUAUAUGCAGCUGUUACAAAAAAUUUUAAAACGGCCGUUUUCAACUCGCCGUACGGCCGCCAUAGAGCAAAUGUGACCAAGGUAUUACCGUACUACACCUUUCAGAGGGCCAUGUUUCAGUGUUGCUAUUGCAGUAAUGGAUUGAUCGUAGUUGAAUUCCUCUGUGAAUAAUGAACUUGAUACCUAUUAAUUGAUACAGGCUCUUUUAGACUUAGAGCAGUUAAUCUCAGGAUAAUUUGAAUUCAAAUUAAAAGGAGUAUGAGGUGACAGGGCAAUGUUGCAUUUCUGAUCAUUAAACUCAAAUUCAAUUCUU
Messenger RNA from Lytechinus pictus (painted urchin), 3603 nucleotides. RefSeq lists its product as uncharacterized. Gene Ontology annotation, molecular function: serine hydrolase activity. The record is from RefSeq and is a predicted model, not a curated record. Bases 215 to 1108 code for a protein of 297 amino acids. NCBI's taxonomy places the organism in Eukaryota, Metazoa, Echinodermata, Echinoidea, Temnopleuroida, Toxopneustidae. The transcript has 3 exons.